GGGCGGGGACUAAGGAUUGUGAGGUGGGGAAUCGGGAGUUUCUGGAUUCUUUAUCCGGUAUUUUAAGUGCCGCCGGGGAGCUGUCGUUUCUGCAGUGUUUAGGAACGGCCGCGGCGGGAGGAGAGGUGGCCGCUGUGGUACAGAGAGUAAGAAAGUUAGCCUGAGUUCUGUGCAAAACGAGAGAAGAGAAACUAAGAGGAUAGUAGACAAGGUCUUUCUGAUUUGCAUAAUUAGACUAUGAACACUCCAGGGGAGAUGACCAAAAUGGAAUUUUAAGAGGAUUAAUACCGGGUUGCAGAAAUUUUUGUGAGAGUAAAAGACUAUAUUCAGAUAGAUUUCCUUCAUGGAUACAUUUUCAUAGCAUUAUUAUGUGAUGUGAGAAGUUUUGUGUUUUUUGAAGUAACAUGGAUUUUAUACUACAGAAUCAAGAGAUUGGCUUUAUAGAAAAAAAUUGAUUUAUAAAAAGUGGUACAGGUUUUUAUAGAUAACCAUGACAACAUCCCAUAUGAAUGGGCAUGUUACUGAGGAAUCAGACAGCGAAGUAAAAAAUGUUGGUCUUGCAUCACCAGAGGAGCAUCAGAAGCACCGAGAGAUGGCUGUUGACUGCCCGGGAGAUUUGGGCACCAGGAUGAUGCCAGUUCGUCGAAGUGCACAGUUGGAGCGUAUUCGGCAACAACAGGAAGACAUGAGGCGUAGGCGAGAAGAAGAAGGAAAAAAACAAGAACUUGACCUUAAUUCUUCCAUGAGACUUAAGAAACUAGCCCAAAUUCCUCCAAAGACUGGAAUAGAUAACCCUAUAUUUGAUACAGAGGAAGGAGUUGUCUUAGAAAGUCCUCAUUAUGCUGUGAAAAUAUUAGAAGUGGAAGACUUGUUUUCUUCUCUUAAACAUAUCCAACAUACUUUGGUAGAUUCUCAGAGCCAGGAGGAUAUUUCACUGCUUUUACAACUUGUGCAAAAUAAAGAUUUCCAGAAUGCAUUUAAGAUACACAACGCUGUCACAGUACACAUGAACCGAGCCAGUCCUCCCUUUCCUCUUAUCUCCAAUGCACAAGAUCUUGCACAAGAGGUACAAACUGUUUUGAAGCCAAUCCACCAGAAGGAAGGGCAAGAAUUAACUGCUUUGCUGAAUGCUCCACAUAUUCAGGCACUUUUACUGGCCCAUGACAAGGUGGCUGAGCAGGAAAUGCAGCUCGAACCCAUUACAGAUGAGAGAGUUUAUGAAAGCAUUGGUCAGUAUGGAGGAGAAACUGUAAAAAUAGUUCGUAUAGAAAAGGCUCGAGAUAUUCCAUUGGGUGCUACAGUUCGUAAUGAAAUGGAUUCUGUCAUCAUUAGUCGGAUAGUAAAAGGAGGUGCUGCAGAGAAAAGUGGUCUGUUGCAUGAAGGAGAUGAAGUUCUCGAAAUUAAUGGUAUUGAAAUUCGGGGGAAAGAUGUCAAUGAGGUUUUUGACUUGUUGUCCGAUAUGCAUGGUACUUUGACAUUUGUUCUGAUUCCCAGUCAACAGAUCAAGCCUCCUCCUGCCAAGGAAACUGUAAUCCAUGUAAAAGCUCAUUUUGACUAUGACCCCUCAGAUGACCCUUAUGUUCCAUGUCGAGAAUUAGGUCUGUCUUUCCAAAAGGGGGAUAUACUUCAUGUAAUCAGUCAAGAAGAUCCAAAUUGGUGGCAAGCCUACAGGGAAGGGGAUGAAGAUAAUCAACCUCUAGCUGGUCUUAUUCCAGGGAAAAGCUUUCAGCAACAAAGGGAAGCCAUGAAGCAAACUAUAGAAGAAGAUAAGGAGCCAGAAAAAUCAGGAAAACUAUGGUGUGCAAAGAAGAAUAAAAAGAAGAGGAAAAAGGUUUUAUAUAAUGCCAAUAAAAAUGACGACUAUGACAAUGAAGAAAUCUUAACUUAUGAGGAAAUGUCACUUUAUCAUCAGCCAGCAAAUAGGAAAAGACCUAUCAUUUUGAUUGGUCCACAGAACUGUGGCCAGAAUGAAUUGCGUCAGAGGCUCAUGAACAAAGAAAAAGACCGCUUUGCAUCUGCAGUUCCUCAUACAACUCGGAAUAGGCGAGACCACGAAGUAGCCGGUAGAGAUUACCACUUUGUUUCACGGCAAGCAUUCGAGGCAGACAUAGCAGCUGGGAAGUUCAUUGAACAUGGUGAAUUUGAAAAAAAUUUGUAUGGAACCAGCAUAGAUUCUGUACGGCAAGUGAUCAACUCUGGGAAAAUAUGUCUCUUAAGUCUUCGUACACAGUCAUUGAAGACUCUCCGGAAUUCAGACUUGAAACCAUAUAUUAUUUUCAUUGCACCUCCUUCACAAGAAAGACUUCGGGCUUUACUGGCCAAAGAGGGCAAGAAUCCAAAGCCUGAAGAGCUGAGGGAAAUCAUUGAGAAGACAAGAGAGAUGGAGCAGAACAACGGUCACUACUUUGACACAGCAAUUGUGAAUUCAGAUCUUGAUAAAGCCUAUCAGGAACUGCUUAGGUUAAUUAACAAACUUGACACUGAACCUCAGUGGGUGCCGUCCACUUGGCUGAGGUGAAGGAAAUAUCCACCCUGUGGCCUGAUUGGACUUGAUCUGGCAAACGGCCAGCACGAAGGUAGCCCUGAUACUUCAGCAAGACUGAGGAUAAGGUGGCAGGCAACAUAAACGUUCUUAGAUCUCCAACUAGGGAGAAGAAAAUCCCCGUAGGCCAUUGUGCACAGCAGUCUUUGUUCCCUAUGGCUUUGGAUGGUCUUGCCUCAUUGGGAGAUUCUAAAUGGAAGCUUUCAACAGAAGUUCUGUUUAAUCUAUGUAAAGACCUUUUCUUUUCACCUAUCCUUUCUGCCCAGUCAUAUUUCCAUGACAAAAAUGUGCGUGUAUAUAUACACAGCAGUCCAUGUCUCACGUAGUUAUAAAUAUUGAAGUUAUUUAACAGUUAACUUAAAUAACUUCAUGGGAAUUUGUGGGGGGGAGGCACUGUACUUCUGUGCACUGGGCAAAACAGUAUUUGGUUAGAAGACUGCUUUAGUCCUCAGAAAUACUUUCCUAAAAAAAUUUUUUUUUGAAGGUGCCACUUGGGUCUGGAGCUACUGUUAGCCUUGAAUUCAUGUGUAUGUCUUUUAAUUCUUGAAAAACAUUCCGUUAGAAGCACCCAUUUUCUAGCUCCAACUUUGUGGAUUAGACUUCACUGCUCACUGAGCAGACUCUGAUCUAGUUAAACGCGCAUACAACAUAUGCUGAUCUUUUGAAAGGUAAGAUUUUCUUAGUUUUUUUCUUAAAUUGUCUCACCUGAUUUGAUAACAUUGCUUCCUUUCUCUGAGCUGCAUAGUACAAUAGACUAUGUAAGUUACAUUUUUAUGAAUGGAAGAUGUUCAUAUAAAUUGUUGAUUGUUAAAGUUUCUCAUGAUACAGAUAGUUUUUUAUAUACAUGAGAGGACAUAGCACAUUUGACAUUUUUUGCAUUUUUAUAUAGGAGCGCAGAAUUUGAUGACUGUGCUAUAUAUAGGUAAUAAACUGGAAUUCUGUAAUGAAUAUAGCUGCUGUACUAUAUACUAAUAUUUAAGACUGACAAAUGAUCAUUGAUAACACUUCUUCAACAUUGGAAUAAAAUUAUAUAUAUAUCCGAGGGAAAUACUAUGAUAAUUGACUUUUGAGGUCAAAAAGGAUGACCUGAAAGUCAUUUGAACAUUUUAGGAAAAGAAAAUGGGGGGGGGGGAGCACAUAUCGUGUUUCCCCGAAAAUA
Molecule: messenger RNA, 3701 nt
Organism: Rhinolophus ferrumequinum (greater horseshoe bat)
Lineage: Eukaryota; Metazoa; Chordata; Mammalia; Chiroptera; Rhinolophidae
Gene: PALS1
Product: protein associated with LIN7 1, MAGUK p55 family member
Exons: 16
Coding region: 491-2518 (675 amino acids)
Biological process (GO): establishment or maintenance of epithelial cell apical/basal polarity; establishment or maintenance of polarity of embryonic epithelium; generation of neurons
Cellular component (GO): plasma membrane; adherens junction
Molecular function (GO): protein binding
Source: RefSeq, a predicted model, not a curated record